CAAUACUGACUGUCACUUUCCUCUCUCCUCUACAGUGAAUUUGGAAUGUGAGCUAUGGUAACGGCGGCGAGAUGUUCGAUGAGAGAAGCAAGUUAGUUCUUUUUACUAGCCACCCACUAAAUUUAGGGUUUUGAUGUUACUCUUCUAAGUUCUGAUAUAGCUUCUGCAAGAAGAAGGAUCUCUCUCUGUGCUCAUUGCUUUGAUUGGCUUCUUAAAAGUGAGAUUUGUCAUUCUCCAAUUUGUAAAUGAUUUAAGAUGAGAAAUAUGAUGAAUUCUGCUGCUGCUGCAAUGAGACCUGUGAAGGAGGAGUUUGUGACGAUAGACUUAGACGAUGAAGAUGAAGAUGUUCUUUGUGGUGAAGUUAACGUGGAGUGUAUGAUGGAUGCUGAGCAAAUUAAUACUUCUGAUGAUGAUGAUGAUGAUGAUGAUGAUGGUGAUGAUUGGGAUACCAAAAUUGAUCAUCAGUAUAUGAAGUUGUUGGAUAGUUUUAGAGAUGAUGGGAAUUCAUAUCUGAGUGAUAAUCCACUUAGGUCUAUCAGGUAUGAAGUAGAUAACGGAGGAUACGACCAUCGCAGAUUCAAAGCAACGGUUACAAACAAAGAUCGAAACACCGUUCGUGUUGUGACCAAGAAGAAUGUUGUUGAGUCAAAGCCUCAUCAUGUUCGAGCAAGUUCAGCAACGAAAGAAGCGGGUUUAAGGCGAAGAAGAGAGAAGAGUUUUGAACCAAUGCUUACUACGAGUCAUCAUGUGAAAAGAAACUCACAACAACAACAACAACAUAGUAGUGGUAAUGCUAGCGAGAAGGAAGAGAAUUUGGAGGAUCACGAUGAGAAUUACAAAGCUUAUCUCUCAUGGUUAGUGGAGAAUGCAAAAAGCUCAAGAACUAAACCUGAUAAGGAGAUACAAGUAAAAUGUGAGGAGGAGGAUUAUGCAAUGUCUUUGUCUGAUUCUGAUUCUGAUACUAUUGUGGUUGGAGAUCGUCCGUUUCUGGAUGAAGAUGUUUCUCCAUUUGUGCCAUCCAAAAGUUAUAAAGUGGUUGAUUUGGAUGACAAGAAAGGUGAUGAAAGGAGUUCUUGGUUUAGGAAGGAGAUAAUGAAUGUUCUGAAGCAGCCAUACACUGUAACAGAGCUCAGGGAACUUCACAAUGAAGCAUCGGUGCAUAGAAGGUCAACCCGACACAUAGAACUACGAGAUGGAACUGAGUUUAACUUUAAAACGAAGAAAAAGAGACCUUCAUAUCUCGAUAAGUAUCCAGACUUCAAAAAGGAGUAUCUUGAUUCUUUACAUGAAGCUGAUGAGCGUAAAGCUCUGAACCUGUUACGCGGGUUUAUCUUUUAUUUAACGAAUGUGGUUCGUGAUGAUGCAUUCAAACCAUGGCUUGAUCAUGAAUGUUUGAAGACCAGAUGUUUCUGACAAAAAUAGAGUAUCAGCACUUGGAGUUCUGACACAAGACUAGUAUUUCCGUUCUCAUGGAAAAAAAUUAGGAUAUGCAAAGACCCUUUGUUUCAUGAAAUAAGUUCUGGCAUGACUUGCUUUUAUUUUGUGUAACAUUAGCCUCACCAUUGUGUUGUAGCUCAAGACUCAAGACUGGCCCAGUGGCAUCAGGUUCUGUAAUGUGAUUAUCUCUUCCAUAACUUUCACCUGCAAUAAAGCUUCCAAGUGGACUUGUUGAAAAGGAAACCUGGAUUCCAAA
Messenger RNA from Camelina sativa (false flax), 1693 nucleotides. RefSeq lists its product as uncharacterized. The record is from RefSeq and is a predicted model, not a curated record. Lineage: Eukaryota; Viridiplantae; Streptophyta; Magnoliopsida; Brassicales; Brassicaceae.